Molecule: messenger RNA, 2358 nt
Organism: Fibroporia radiculosa
Lineage: Eukaryota; Fungi; Basidiomycota; Agaricomycetes; Polyporales; Fibroporiaceae
Exons: 11
Coding region: 1-2358 (785 amino acids)
Biological process (GO): spliceosomal complex disassembly; mRNA splicing, via spliceosome
Cellular component (GO): U2-type post-mRNA release spliceosomal complex; nucleus
Molecular function (GO): DNA binding
Source: RefSeq, a predicted model, not a curated record
AUGUCUGGCGAACCUGUCAUCUUCAAGCGAACCAAAUCAAAACCUGCUCAACGGUCUCGUGUCUCUACUCCGGAUGUUGAGGAUGGCUCUGUCACACCGGGAGAGACCGCAGAUGUAGAAGAGUCUCCUAGUGUCCUUGCAACAAAGCUCAAGAAGAAGAUCAAGUCGCGCGAAAAGCCCAAGAGCAAGCUUAGCUUUGGAGCUGAUGAGGAAGGGGAUGGGGAGGUGUUCCAGGUGAAGAAAUCGAGCCUCAGUCGGAAAUUGACGUUGGGGAAGCACCCAGCCCAAAAUGCCAUACCAUCUUCAGUCGACUUGUCCUCUACCACUAGAUCAAACGGCGCUCCUACGUAUGACGCAGCAUAUCUCAAUGAGUUGAAAGCGAGCACCCCAACGACACGUCCAUCCGUUUCUGCCAAUGUGGACAUGUCAUACGAUGCAGAUAUGUCUGUGGAUGCAGAUGCCCUUCCACAGUCGUCGCUUACUGGUGUCAUAGAUCUAUCAGAUCCUGACGGCGAGACAGCAAUUCCGUCUGGUUCCUCCAUUCUUGCCGCAAAACAGAAGCGUGAGCGUUUGCGUGCUUCGGGGACAAGUGGAGGAGAAGACUAUAUAUCUCUUUCUGUCACGAAGCGCAGCGAUUACUCACAGGGUCCGCACCCGGAAAGUCGCCUAGUUCGUGAGGAAGAUGAACUGGGCGAUGCAGAUGAUGAAUUUGCCGAAUACACCAGUGCUCAGGAGCGAAUAGCGCUCGGGAAGAAGUCUCGCAAAGUGGAAGCGAGGAAAAAGAGAGAUGAGAUGAAUGAGAUGAUUGCUGAUGCUGAGGAGCAGGAUGAAGAAUCAAUAGAGUGGGAACAGGAGCAACUUCGUCGUGGAGGCUUACAGAACGAGGAAAGCAUCGAGAAAGCGCCGAAGCCUGUAUACAAGCCUACACCGAUUCCUCCCGUUACCCCGAUUCCGACCCUUGGUGCAGCAGUGGCACGUUUAACACAAUCACUGACAGCACUUACUACGUCUCAUGUGCAGAACUCCACCUCAAUGGCCUCCCUGGGGGAAGAGCGGCUGCAACUGGAGGCACGAGAAAAGGAGAUGCGGGAGAUGAUUGCGAAGGCGGAAGACAAACGAGGUUGGUUCGCAGCUUUCAGGGAAUGGGUGGAGAGCGUUGCGACUUUCUUAGAUGAAAAGUACCCUCAAGUUGAACGGCUUGAGGACGAACAUCUGUCACUUCUCAAGGAGCGUGCAGAUAUGAUUGCUCAGCGAAGGAAAGCAGAUGACGAAGACGAUCUCUCAGUCUUCCUGGGUACUCUGCCCCAGCCUCAGACCCAAGAAGAGGUGACUGACGAGCUCGGUCGAGUUACUUCCUCUAUCGAUGUCGGGGUGGCGCGGCGCGAGCGCGUUCAGGCACGGGGCGCACGGCGUAUGUUCCGACGCGCGAACGGUCGUGGCCAGGAGCAGGAAGAAGAGGGUUAUUCGACAGACUCGUCACUUUCCCUGUCAGACGCGGCGAAUUACAAGUCAGCGAAGAGCCAGCUGGCCAAAGAUGCUAAGGAGCUGAUGUCUGAUGUGAAAGCAGAGGAAUUCAGGAACCCGAGUCGGGGCUUGGGCAAGUGGUUUGGCGAGUGGCGAUCACGAUUCGGCGACAGCUAUACGGGCGCAUGGGGAGGAUUGGGUAUGGUGAGCGCUUGGGAAUUCUGGGUUCGGCUAGAGAUGCUUGGAUGGUCUCCUCUCGAGGACAGCAGGACGCUGGACAGUUAUACAUGGUAUCAUGCGUUGUACCAACACUCACGUCCGCGUAUUGGGGACGAAGGCAAUGAAGAUGAAGAACCGGAGAUGGGACCGGACGGCGAUCUUGUGUCUGCAAUGAUCUCGACAGUAAUAAUACCCCGACUUUGCAAACUUAUCGAGGGAGGCUGCUUUGAUCCGUACUCGACUCGGAAUGUUCGGGCUCUGAUGGAUCUCGUAGAGCAAAUCGAGGCAUCAGUAGAGAAGGACGGCUUGAAAUUCGAAAUGAUCUUGAAAUCCACCUUAAGUAUAUUCCAAGGCGCGGUCACAGCUACCGAUACAAUUCUUGGCCCUUACCUCGCUCUGAAUAACCCCCGGUUUGAUCCCGGGGCUAUUCCCGCUCGCCGUCGAAUCCUCGCGCGACGAUACAAACUUCUACGCAAUCUACUGCAGUGGCGGAAGUACACGGGCGAGCGAUUUGGGAUCGGUCAUUUGGCGCAGACGCUUGUCGAGAGUAGUAUGCUGCCUGUCGCAGAGAGCGGGUGGGAGGUAGGUGGGGAAGAUUAUAUGCGGAAGGCUGUACAUCUACUACCCAAGGAGUUAGUGCCUACGGGCCUUAAGGUACGAUUAGGCCUUGUAUGA